AUGUCCCGACCAUCUGCAAAGACAGUCCUGUUCCACCUCGAAGAUGACCUCGCCAAUUGGUUUCCCCCCUACAGUCAGCUUGACUAUCCUCACGUCCCGCCACACGAGAGCGAGACCAGUCUGCAAAUGAGCAACUUCACCCACGCCACCUUUGUCGAUCCCAUGGUCUUCCACCCUGCCCACCGUGUUGUGGAGAAUCUCCUCCGCCGUCAUCCUACCCAGCCCAUUCCUUCUCAAGUCAAAUUCAGUUGGAAGGAUUCGGAAAGAACAAGAUCUGGCUGGUCAAUGAUAUCGACAAGUGCCGUGUACUUCCUCGCAGCCCUCCACGGCCCAGCUGAAGUCCUGCCCCCGGACGUUCCACCCGAUCGCCGUCUUCGCAAGUUCGCCAUGAUUAAGCUCGAGCCCUUCAAUACCUUUGAUGCCCUGGUCAGCGACUUGCGCAGAGUGGAGGAGGAGAAGAAGAAGAAGAAGAACAAGAACAACGGCAACAACAAUCUAGACGAGGGUACCUCGAUCACCAGUCCCGGCAUUUCGCGCUUCGAGCCCGCCGCCCAGAAAUGGCUCAAGUACAUCGCAGACGUCUGCCUCAGUCUCCGAAUCAACCACGCCGCUCUCACCGACCACAUGCACCUCAUCAUGCUCGUGUUCCCCGCGAUGGACAUUAGCCAAGAUUCCUCUUCUGCCCCUGGCCAGCCCCGCUCUCCCGGGGCCCACGGAGGAACCUUUUCGGUUUCCAUCGUCAGCAGGAGCAGGGAGAAGCCUGUGGCUUACGCGGGAUGA
Messenger RNA from Colletotrichum phormii, 780 nucleotides. RefSeq lists its product as uncharacterized. Lineage: Eukaryota; Fungi; Ascomycota; Sordariomycetes; Glomerellales; Glomerellaceae. The record is from RefSeq and is a predicted model, not a curated record. Bases 1 to 780 code for a protein of 259 amino acids. The transcript has 2 exons.